Harmonia axyridis is the source of this 1676-nucleotide messenger RNA. RefSeq lists its product as uncharacterized. The record is from RefSeq and is a predicted model, not a curated record. The coding region runs from base 99 to 1676 and encodes 525 amino acids. Lineage: Eukaryota; Metazoa; Arthropoda; Insecta; Coleoptera; Coccinellidae. The transcript is spliced from 8 exons.
CAGCAAUUAAUUCCCUAAUACGAUAGUUCAAGUGUUUGGUGUAAAAGGUGGACAUUGAGAAUAUUCUGAUUUCUCCAAAUUUCGAACCCAAUAAAAACAUGGAAGAGCUUCUUCGAGAGUGGGAACUUGCCCAACUGAUUCCUAUCUUUCAAGAUAACGAUGUCACCUUAGAAAUUCUUCCGAAAUUAACGGAAAGUAUGAUAAAAGAAUUAAUUCCUAAUAUAGGGACACGAGUGAGAUUCAGCGAAUGUUCUAAAAAAUAUUUUGGAAUAGUGGAAACCCCCUUCUAUCAGGCUAAUAACAAUUUGGAGAAUUUUGAUAUAAGCUUUUCUGAGAUAAUUACUGAGGAGAGAGAAGUAUCUGAAUCAACUGAAAGUACAACAUCAGUUGCAACAAGUUUAAAUUCUGAAGUAGUCAUUCCCCUUGAUAACAGGGAAAUAUCUUUCCAUUCUCAAGAACAGCUAGAUUCAUAUAAAAUAGUGUUUCCAGAGUUUGAUCUGAGAACAUUAUUGAUAACGUCUCCAUUAGGGAAUAGCAUACUAACUUUUUAUGAAUCUAAUAAAAUGCUGGAUAAUACAAGGAGAAAUAUUAUGGUAGAUAUCAUAAUGAAACAAAUGUUCAAGUACCAUGUAACUCAUAGAAUGAAACAUGAAGAUUAUAAUAUUAUAACAGCCAAAAUCAUCACACUUUUUCCAACAGAAGCAACUCAAACUUACUAUAUACCUUCUAUCAGAAAAAACGAUUCUUUCAACAGACGUUCCAUUGUUGCGAGGGGCAAAUUGGUGGACAAGGCCAGGAAUCUCAUUCAUAAAAGUGGACUUAGUACUCGGAAAAGGAAGUUAGAGUCUAGAAGUUAUAUUCCAGCAAAAGUAACGACAUUCACCGAAGAAGAAAUUGAAUCACAUAAAUUCCUCAGAACAAGGACCGAACCGUGGGAGGAAAUAGUCUACCACUGGAAUAGAACGUUCAAUUCAAGAAGGACUGAAAGUGACCGUAGUUUAGGUCUGUUUUUGGCAAAGUGGCCAAUUCUUGAGGAUCCAAGAGCAGCCACACUGAUUGAUUGUGACUUCGACAGACUUUUUCCUAAUCAAGGACUGAACUUCUUUGGGAAUUGGGAAAAAUUCUUCAAUGAAGUAUUCAUAGCUAGGAGGGGCACUAACAAAUAUAAUGAAAUAGAGGAAAUUCUCAAGGAAGAUAUCAAUGAGAAUUGUAAGUUAGCUGUCCAUUUAUUGAAUGUUGCAAAAUUGAUACCCCCGAAGGGAAGAAAGUCUCUUGGAAAAGGAAAAUUCUGGAAAUUUACUGUUCAAGAAUGUACUGACUCAAUUAUAUGCCAUGCUAAGAUUCCAAGUGAUGUACCAGAGAUAGUGGAGGUUCAAAGAAAGAAUGCUGCAGCCAAGUCAGUAACGGUACAACCCUACCUUAUAAUAGAGGGUCACGACGUGCGAGACAUUACGAAUAUAUAUAUUGUGAUAGACACGGUCAGGUAUCAUUUCAAUUCACUCACAAAGGCGUUUGAUGUUUGUUUUAAAUCUUUCCAUGUGUUUAAUGCGGAAUAUCCACCACAGUCCGAGCAUAUUUGGCAUCUCAUUGCUCACAUAAUGUACAAAUUACCUUUAGAUAAAAAAACUCCAUAUAUAAUGGACAUAGUGGCCCAUUUCCAAUCUGAUAAUAAAUAA